UGUAGCCUUGGCAGCAUUAGAGCCUCUGGGGUCUGAGUAUGGUAUUUUGGACUCCUGGCUGACUGCAGAAACUUUUCUUACCCUUUUUUGGAUCCAAUUCACCUCGUGCCUUGGCAUGGAGAACCAAAAGGCCUAAAUGGGCUCUGCUUUGGUGAGAAACUUCUGGCUCUGAGCUAUGGUACGCUGUGUGCCUUGAAACUGCUAAGCACAGGUCAUUUCUGGCGUAACCCCUUUGAAGUCACGUACGCCACAAGUCCUUGUUUAAGCCAGGUAACGUUGGCUUUGCCAGGAGGAUGUGUACUGUGCCACCUGCUUGUAUCUGAGAUCAGCUGGCUAUCACCAGCUAAUCACUAGUUAUUUCCAUUUGCAAUGUUACCAUUCACCUGGCGAUGGGUGUGAAAUGGAUUCAGCAGUUACUGGAGGAAGGCUGGCCAAAGGCACACAGCCUGGAGGGAAACUAUUUUAUCCCCAUACACUUAGUUAAAUCUACAGACUAGCUAGUGUAAAAAUUAAUUUUGUUUAACUUGAAGAACAGAGAUUCUAUCUCGAAGAACCGGUAGUUUCUUCUGGACAGGCAUUGUAUUAAAAGGAAGACCUGCGUUUAUGAGGCAGAUUUUGAUGGAUGGAAAGCAGAAUGGAUAGUUAAAGGGAAGGAACCACACAGCCAGCAUGCUCUUCUUUUCCAGAGGGCUGCAAAUGUAGCUGCUCUGAAGAUGGUAAGUCCGAACACACAAAACAUGAUGGUUAUUUCAGGCGCCUGAUGGCAGCGUACGUCAUCAAAAUCUGAGUGCCUGGAGGAUUCUCCAGUUUCACCUAGCUCCACUAGGUUCUGCCGUGUACCUGGUGAUGUGGUAACACACAGACCAGAUAACGCCAUGUCUGUCCCUGCACUCCAACGAUCCUUCUUGGUCCUCUGAAGCCUCAGGGAAAAUCCUGCUGAAUUAUUUCAGUUAAUAUUUCCUGCAGUCAUCCCGCCACCAAUGUGUUACCAUCUCCUUGUGUUCAUACUUUCCUUUGUCAUGGUUGUUAUGCUGCUUCUCCUAAGAAAUUUCAGAGGAUUUCCACUUUGCUUGGCUCCUGGUUCUUGCCUAGUAGUACUUCUUUCUCCUACAUGGCUUCAAAGUUAAAACUAGAUUUUUUUUUUUUAUUUUUUUUUCUGCUCAUGCCAAGGGUCAUUGGGGAUAUGUGAACAACUUGUAUCUCACUCCCUGAAUUAGGCCAGGUGAAUCAACGCAGAGAUAUAGGACUAAUGAUAAGCGGGAUACCAUUUAAAGAGUAUACAAGUAUUAAGUAGGAUGGCUGUUAGUGCCAGUAUUUUCCAACAUAACUACCACAUUGCUAUAUUUUUUUUUUAGUAGAGAGCCCUUAAAAACGUCCAGAUCUUUCAGGCUGUCUUCUAAUAUGACCAUUAAAAUAAUUUAAUUGCAAAAAUCCUAGGAAGCAAAUAUUUGCCCUCUUGGCUUCCAGAGUUUGACCUCCACUGGCCUUCAGCUGGUCGUGUCACAAGCUGCUGUCUACAGCCCCUGAUAGAAGAAAUCUGCAUUCAGUAACAUAAAUACUGGCUUGUUGACCUCAUUUCUAUUUCAAGUGGGUGCUGCCAGCGCUGAUGUCUCACCUCGCGCAGUGUGGCAGCUGCGCAGCAUGAUCCAAUGCACCAUCCCGGGCAGUCACCCUCUGCUCCAGUAUGAUGGCUACGGCUGCUACUGUGGCUUGGGAGGCAGCGGGACACCAGUGGAUGAACUUGACAAGUGCUGUCAAACACACGAUAACUGCUACUCUCAGGCAGAGAAACUGUCAGCGUGCACCACCUUGGUGGACAACCCCUACACCAAGACGUACAAGUUCAGCUGCUCCAGCGAGGAUAUUACGUGCAGCAGCACCAACGACGAGUGCGAGAUGUUCAUCUGCAACUGCGACCGCGCGGCCGCCAUGUGCUUCGCCAAGGCGCCCUACAACCCGGGCCACUACAGGCUGGACACGGCCAAAUACUGCAAGUCCUCCUGAGCGCCGAGCUCACGAGCGCCCUUUAAUAAAGACCG
This is a messenger RNA of Oxyura jamaicensis (ruddy duck), 2039 nucleotides long. RefSeq names its product phospholipase A2 group IB (gene PLA2G1B). The coding region runs from base 1642 to 2004 and encodes 120 amino acids. NCBI's taxonomy places the organism in Eukaryota, Metazoa, Chordata, Aves, Anseriformes, Anatidae. Gene Ontology annotation, molecular function: phospholipid binding; calcium ion binding; signaling receptor binding. Gene Ontology annotation, biological process: arachidonate secretion; positive regulation of fibroblast proliferation; fatty acid biosynthetic process. The transcript is spliced from 4 exons. The record is from RefSeq and is a predicted model, not a curated record.